CUGAUGCAGGAACUGAGGGACCUCAGUUUGAGAAAAAAGAAAAAAACCUGAAAAUUUGUAACAGAAUCCCAGCGGAAGGGCUGGGGCAGGUGAGCUGCAAGGACAGACCUAAGGGGGAGGGUCUCCCUGCCUCUGCUAAACAUCUCCAUUCUCUUUGCUGCAGAGUCUCCCAGGAUUGCACUAAACACACGUUUGUUCCUUCGACAUAUAAUUGUUAGAGCUCCUUCUAGCUUCAUACUUUAUUUUACCUUUCAGAUUUUAUUUAAGUAGGGAUUUUAAGAAGGCUAGUUGUUUGCUAUCCUGAGGGUAGUGAAACGACUGGAGUAGGAUAGCAGAGGGCCUGGGCAAGCGCACUAGGAUGUGUCCUCCGGAGACGGCUCGGCUCAGGGAUCCAGGAGCGCUGGCCCUGGACUUCGUUCCCGCCGCCCGGCCGGCCGCACUUCCCGCCCUCGCCUAGAUCCCGGCCACCGCCGCCUGAGCCCUCGUCGCCGCACUCCUCUCGCGCUCCGCCCGCGCCCCGCUCCCUCCGGUCCCCGUUCUUCGCCCAGCCCGCCGCUCUCGCUUCCCUCGCCGCCGCCGCCGCGUCCCGGACUCGGUAGGCUCCGCGCCCUGCGGUCGAGCCUGCCCCCUGGCCCCUAAGAGCCCGCGCUCCCGGCUGACGCGGAGGCGCCGCGGUCCCUGCCGCCACCACGGCCAACACGGGUGCCACGCGCCGCCGCCGCCGCCGCCGCCGUGCCGCCGCCGCCGCGGCCACUCGCCCGCCGCCCACCAUGGCCCCGCAGCAAACAGGUAGCAGGAAGCGGAAAGCGCCCGCCGAGAGCUCGUCCUCUCAGGGCUCGGCGGCGGACGCAGCGGGGCCGCUGCUGCCUAAGAAGCAGAAGCGGCCGGCGACGCGGCGCUCGCUGGUGCACUACCUCAAGGACCGCGAGGUGGGCGCUCUGGGCGGCGCCGGGCUGUCGGGCUCCAAGGGCGAACUGCGCGGCUACGCGGUGCAGAAGCUGCCCGAACUCUUGAGGGAGCGCGAGCUGGCCCUGGGCACUCUCAACAAGGUGUUCGCGUCGCAGUGGCUGAACGCCAGGCAGGUCGUGUGCGGCACCAAAUGUAACACCCUCUUCGUGGUGGACGUGCACUCGGGGCAAAUCACACGCAUCCCCCUGAUGCGGGACCGGGGGCCCUGGCUGGCCCGGGCCCAGCCGAGCUGCGGCAUCCACGCCAUCGAGCUGAAUCCCUCCAAGACGCUUCUGGCCACCGGGGGAGAGAACCCCAACAGCCUGGCCGUCUACCAGCUGCCCACCCUGGACCCCGUGUGCCUGGGCGACCGCCACGGCCAUAAGGACUGGAUCUUCACCAUCGCCUGGAUGAGCGAUACAGUGGUUGUGAGCGGCUCCCGCGACGGCACUGUGGCUCUAUGGCGGCUGGACCCCGACAUGUUCAAUGGCAGCAUCGCCUGGCACAAUGACGCGGGGCUUCCUGUGUACGCCCACAUCCGUCCGAGGGACAUGGAGACCAUCCCCAGGUCCAGCACCAGCCCCAGUAACCGCAAGGUGCGGGCCUUGGCCUUUAGCGGCAAGAACCAGGAGCUGGGAGCCGUGUCCCUGGACGGCUACUUCCACCUGUGGAAAGCCCGGAGCACUCUGUCCAGGCUGCUGUCCAUCAGGCUGCCCUACUGUCGAGAGAAUGUGUGCCUGACCUACUGCGAAGAGUUGUCCCUGUACGCGGUUGGCUCUCAGUCCCAUGUCUCCUUCCUAGAUCCGCGCCAACGCCAGCAGAAUAUCCGGCCCCUGUGCUCCCGAGAGGGCGGCACAGGGGUGCGUUCGCUGAGUUUCUACCAGCACAUCAUCACCGUGGGCACGGGCCAUGGCUCCCUGCUCUUCUAUGACAUCCGUGCCCAGAAGUUUCUGGAGGAGAUGGCGUCGGCCAGCCCAGACUCCUGUCCUGGGCCCUCAGGAAAGAAGCUCAAGCUCACCUGUGGCAGAGGCUGGCUCAACCACGAUGACCUGUGGGUGAACUACUUUGGCGGUAUAGGGGAGUUCCCCAACGCGCUCUACACCCACUGCUACAACUGGCCUGAGAUGAAGCUCUUCGUGGCUGGAGGGCCUCUGCCUUCAGGCCUGCAUGGAAACUACGCAGGCCUCUGGAGCUAAGGAUGGCCAAUGUGUUCUCAAAGUGCCCAGAUUUACCUUCCAGUCCCCGCUCACUUUCUUCUUCACGCUGUGCUUUGUGCUUUUUAACUCACUGUGGCAUUUGUCUUCUAGGUUGAAAGUGCCCAGCUUACCUGUGUUUAGUGUAUUUAGGCAGAGAGAGAAAGAGAGAGACAAAUCAAAGGUGAUCUUUGGGCAAUCGAAAGUUGGCUUUAAGAUUUUUCUGUACCUCUCCCAACACCACCAUGUUUUUUGCCUCCUCUUACAAAGAAUUUUGUCUAAUCUUUAAUUGUGUUCUCUGAGUGACAUAUGCUCUUUCUUUGGGCUGUUGUAGAGGUGGUACCCCCUACAAUUCAAUACUUUUUUUACCAAUAUUUCAACAGUAUGUUCAGGUCUUCUACACAUUUCAGAUGUAUGGUAUUUUGGGAAAAUAUAUGCUAAAAAGUAUCUUUGGGGCUGGUUGGAGGAACUACCCUUCAUAUAUAUAAGAGAACAGGUAUAUAGCUCUGCUCUAGAAAAUGCAUUUUAAGAUCUGGAUUGCCACCAUUUGGGGCCUGUUUCAUUUGGAUUUUGGAACCUGGUUGUUUGUUGUUUGUAUAUUUUUGGUACAUAAAAUAUUUAAAAAUAUGUUUUCUUCAAGAAAUCUUAGAAUGGUGUUCAUCCUAUUAAUCACAAUUUUGAUUAGUAAUUUUAUUUUAUUCAGUAAAAUUUAGCCCCAGGUCCUCAGCCUUCUUGUUUAAAGCUGCUAUAACACAGCCUGCUUUCCUGGGUAUCAUUUAUGCUACAGAUUUCCAUAGCUAAUCAAAACUGGCCUAUACAUGGCAGGACAAUCAGGGAAGUUCUUUUGGGGGUAAACAUUUCUUUAAAGUUUAGGUAACACUAUCCAGGCAGCCGUUUACACAGAAAGGCCCGCUGUUGUGCUCAAUGUAGAUGUUGUUGACAAUUUUUUUAUUAUAUACAUGGGUAUUCCUUUUAUUGGGAUUGUGUAUGUGAUGGAUUGCAGAAAAAAUAAAACUUGUUUAGCAUUUUAGCAAUUAAGUACUAGGCUAAGGUUUUUAAAUGCUUACAUAUCUAUUUUUUUCUUAAUUGUCUUCUAGGAAUAUAUUUAUCAAAGUCAAAAUCUUCCAAGAGACCAGAUGAAACUGAAACAUUAGCUGUGCACACAUUACUCUGUAUAUUUGUUUUUGAAAAGCAAACCUAUGCUAGUAUCAUGGGUGAAAAGAUGAAAUAACAUCUUGAAUGCCUUAUCAAAAUAUACUUGCUAUAGGUUGGGACAAUUUGGUAUCUUAUGUUUUUAAGAUGAUUUAAAAAACUUUAUUUACAAAAAAAAAAAGUACAUGUUGUGUUUAUAGCUACCUACUCACAUAUGCUGUGUAUUUGUGUAUAUCUUUGUGUUACUUCCCAUGUGAAAAAAAAGCACAUGUGUAUACCAUUUUACAUAUGCACAUAUUCCUAAUAUUUUAAACUAUGUCUAUCAAGACUUGGUCUUUAGUUUUGUUUUAUUCGAGAUAAGUAAUACAUGCACAUGACCAAACAAGUCAAACUGUAUAAAAAGUGUAAGGUGAAAAGUAGGUC
Acinonyx jubatus (cheetah) is the source of this 3716-nucleotide messenger RNA. RefSeq names its product DDB1 and CUL4 associated factor 12 like 2 (gene DCAF12L2). The coding region runs from base 771 to 2144 and encodes 457 amino acids. NCBI's taxonomy places the organism in Eukaryota, Metazoa, Chordata, Mammalia, Carnivora, Felidae. Gene Ontology annotation, molecular function: protein binding. The transcript is spliced from 2 exons. Gene Ontology annotation, cellular component: Cul4-RING E3 ubiquitin ligase complex. The record is from RefSeq and is a predicted model, not a curated record.